Messenger RNA from Tripterygium wilfordii, 2470 nucleotides. Its product is annotated as pentatricopeptide repeat-containing protein At3g49710. NCBI's taxonomy places the organism in Eukaryota, Viridiplantae, Streptophyta, Magnoliopsida, Celastrales, Celastraceae. Gene Ontology annotation, molecular function: RNA binding; zinc ion binding; protein binding. Gene Ontology annotation, biological process: RNA modification. The record is from RefSeq and is a predicted model, not a curated record. The coding region runs from base 205 to 2367 and encodes 720 amino acids. The transcript has a single exon.
ACUUGGCAUAAUAUGUCCCCUUGCAGCUUUGGCUUCCUUGAUCUUGAGAAGCCUACCUGGAUCUCCAUCAGUGAGCUUCAACACCUGUUCUAGCCCCAAGAUGGAAUCUUUUCCUCUGUUUUCUGACAAAACAAAGCAAAUCAAGUGGAUUGGAGGGACUCUAUAAAAGAAGAGGUCUAAAGCACAAAGUUUUGGAGCACUUUGAUGACCCAAUUGUCAUGGACCCUCCAAACCUUUCGCCACCUUUUGAAAACAUGCGUGGCAGAGAGGAACCUCUUAACUGGCAAAUCCCUCCACACUCUCUAUAUCAAGUCUCUCAUCCCCUCCUCAACCUACUUCUCCAACCACUUCAUCCUCCUCUACUCUAAAUGCCGCCUAUUAGACGCUGCUCAGAAUGUCUUUAACCAAACCCAUGAACCUAAUGUCUUCUCUUUCAACGUCCUCAUUGCAGCAUAUGCGAAAGAAUCGUUUGUUCAAAUUGCCCGCCAGUUGUUCGAUCAAAUUCCCGACCCAGACCUCGUAUCCUAUAACACUCUCAUGUCUUCUUAUGCGGAUUGCGGGGACACUCAGGCUGCAUUUGGCUUAUUUACGAAGAUUAGAGAGAUGGGUCUUUACAUUGAUGGCUUUACUCUUUCAGGGGUGAUCACCGCUUGUUGCACUAAUAUUUGUUUGAUUCGGCAAUUCCAUUCUUUGGCGGUUUCUGGUGGGUUUGAUUCUUAUGCUUCAGUGAAUAAUACACUUCUUACGUAUUAUGGCAAGAAUGGGUUGUUGACUGAGGCAAGUCGGGUGUUUCAUGGGAUGGGAGAGGUCAGAAAUGAGGUGUCUUGGAAUUCAAUGAUUGUGGCGUGUGGGCAGCAUCGAGAGGGCCUGAAAGCAUUGAAACUAUAUCAGGAAAUGGUUUGUCGAGGCAUUAAAGUUGACAUGUUUACUCUGGCAAGCGUUUUGACAGCAUUUACUUGCAUGGAGGAUUUCCUGGGGGGGCUGCAGUUUCAUGCUAAGUUGAUCAAAUCUGGGUUUCACCAGAAUCGUCAUGUAGGGAGUGGUUUAAUUGAUUUAUACUCCAAGUGCAGCAAUGGGGUUCGUAUGCUUGAUUCUAGGAAAGUGUUUGAAGAGAUUCUUGAACCUGAUUUAGUCCUUUGGAACACGAUGAUAUCUGGGUAUUCACUAAACGAUGAGUACUCUGAAGAGGCUUUCAAUUGCUUCCGAGAAAUGCAACGCGUUAAUCACCGCCCUGACGAUUGUAGCUUUGUGUGCGUGAUUAGUGCAUGCUCCAAUUUGUCUCCUUCUCUGGGAAAACAGAUUCAUGCGCUGGCAAUGAAAUCUGAGAUUCCUGCGAAUAAGAUUUCAGUUAACAAUGCUCUUGUUGCUAUGCAUUCAAGGUGUGGAAAUCUCCGUGAUGCUAGACGCGUAUUCGAUAUGAUGCCUGAGCACAAUACUGUCUCUCUAAAUUCGAUGAUAUCAGGUUAUGCACAACAUGGGAUUGGAAAAGAAGCACUAUGUCUUUUUAGACAGAUGCUUGAGGAUGAUAUUGCCCCAACAAGCAUAACCUUCAUCUCUGUUCUUUCUGCAUGUGCACACACUGGAAAAGUUGAGGAUGGUCAGAAGUAUUUUGACAUGAUGAAAGAGAAAUUCGGGUUAGAACCAGAAGCAGAACAUUAUUCUUGCAUGAUUGAUCUUUUAGGACGAGCUGGGAAGCUAAGUGAAGCCGAGAGGCUGAUUCAGACAAUGCCAUUCAGUCCGGGAGCCAUUACUUGGGCUGCCUUGCUUGGUGCUUGUAGAACACAUGGGAACAUGGAUCUAGCAGUAAAGGCAGCCAACCAAUAUUCUCUGCUGGAACCUUCAAGUGCUACACCUUACGUCAUUCUCGCCAAUAUGUAUGCUAGUGUUGGUAAAUGGGAAGACGCAGCUAUAGUUAGAAAACUUAUGAGAGAGAGAGGUGUGAAGAAGAAACCGGGUUGUAGCUGGAUCGAAGUGAAGAAAAGGGUACAUGUCUUCGUGGCUGAAGAUUUUUCGCACCCAACGAUUAAGGAAAUUCAUGAGUUCUUGGAGGAUAUGUCGAAGAGAAUGAAACGAGCAGGAUAUGUACCUGAUGUGAGGUGGGCUUUGGUUAAAGAUGAUGAAAUAGGGCACAAGGAGAAAGAGCUCAUGUUGGGGCAUCACAGUGAGAAGCUAGCUGUUGCAUUUGGCCUCCUCUCAACAAAAGAUGGAGAGCCUAUACUUGUAGUGAAAAACCUAAGGAUCUGUGGGGAUUGUCACAAUGCUAUCAAAUUUAUAUCUUCUCUUUCUGGCAGAGAAAUCACGGUCAGAGAUACGCAUAGAUUUCAUAGAUUCAAGGAUGGGCAGUGCAGUUGUGGGGAUUAUUGGUGACAAUUGGUUAGUGCCUGUAAAAUUACUACUACUUAAUGCCACCUUAAUGUAAGGCAGACUAGUACAUUAAAAGAAUAAUAUCAAUAUGGGCAUUAGAUGGUAA